Molecule: messenger RNA, 3577 nt
Organism: Salmo salar (Atlantic salmon)
Lineage: Eukaryota; Metazoa; Chordata; Actinopteri; Salmoniformes; Salmonidae
Product: CCR4-NOT transcription complex subunit 6-like
Molecular function (GO): 3'-5'-RNA exonuclease activity; protein binding
Source: RefSeq, a predicted model, not a curated record
GGCACAUAUAAGGCCCGUGCAAGUUGGAAUUCAAAAUUGUUAAAUUAAAUUAGGGUUAAAUUAAGGUUAUGUUAGGGUUUAGGGAAGGGACUGUCCACCAAGGAUCCCGGGUAGCACCGGGUCGUUAUGAUUCCGGUAAACGGCACGAACGGAAGCCAUGUUUGUUGUUCUUCUUUCUCCCUCUUUGGAGUUCGGGACGUUCAGGAUCUCCGUCUGUAUGUCUUUAACAGUGUCACAUCUUCUCUACCACCCUCCGAAUGCAGUGUCCGUGUUCCUCAGAUUAACAGGUAUGCCAAAGGAAAAAUAUGAUUCCCCGGAUCCUCGUCGACUAUACACCAUCAUGUCAGCCGAGGAGGUAGCCAACGGGAAGAAGUCACACUGGGCCGAGCUGGAGAUAUCAGGUCGGGUCAGGACUCUGAGCAGCUCUCUGUGGACCCUCACCCACCUGACGGCUCUACAUAUCAACGACAACAAUCUGAGUCGCAUCCCGCCCGACAUCGGCAAGCUGCCACACCUCAUCUACUUGAACCUGUCCUCCAAUAAGCUCCGGAGCCUGCCCGCCGAACUCGGAAACAUGGUGUGUCUCAGGGAAUUGCUUUUAAACAACAAUCUUUUACGAGUUUUACCUUACGAACUCGGGCGGCUUUUCCAGUUACAAACCCUGGGGUUAAAAGGUAACCCUUUGUCCCAAGACAUCCUCAACCUGUACCAGGAAUCAGAUGGAACCAGAAAACUCUUGAACUACAUGCUCGACAAUCUAGCAGUGCACCCAGAACAACUCCCCCAGAGACCUUGGAUCACCUUGAAGGAGCGAGACCCAAUGAUCCCCACAGCCAUGUUCACAGUGAUGUGUUACAACGUGCUGUGUGAUAAGUAUGCAACGCGUCAGCUGUACGGCUACUGUCCCUCCUGGGCCCUCAACUGGGAGUACAGGAAGAAGGGCAUCAUGGAGGAGAUUACACACUGUGACGCUGACAUCAUCAGUCUACAGGAGGUGGAGACGGAGCAGUACCACGCUCUCUUUCUGGAGACACUGAAGGAACGUGGGUAUGACGGGUACUUCUGCCCAAAGUCUCGUGCCAAACUGGUCUCGGAACAGGAGAGGAAACACGUGGACGGGUGUGCCGUGUUCUUCAAAACAGAGAAAUUUACUCUGGUGCAGAAACACACUGUGGAGUUCAACCAGGUUGCCAUGGCGAACUCUGAGGGUUCAGAGGUCAUGUUGAACAGGGUCAUGACCAAGGACAACAUCGGGGUCGCUGUCCUGCUGGAGGUCAACAAGGACAUGUUCUCUGGUGGCUUGAAGCCGCUGCAGGAGAAACAGCUGAUCCUGGUGGCCAACGCCCACAUGCACUGGGACCCGGAGUUCUGUGACGUCAAGCUGAUCCAGACCAUGAUGUUCCUGUCUGAGUUAAAGAGCAUCACUGAAAGGCACCUGAGCUCCGUGGGAACAGGCUCCCCGACCUCCAACCCAGCCCCUAUCCCCAUCGUGCUCUGUGCUGACCUCAACUCCCUGCCCGACUCUGGAGUAGUGGAGUACCUGAGUAACGGUGGUGUAGCGGAGAAUCACAAGGACUUCAGAGAGCUGCGCUACAACGAAGCUCUCACCAACUUCAGCUGCCAAGGCAACGGCAGCAUCACUCACAGCUUCCAGUUGAAGAGCGCCUACCAGGACAGCCUCAUGUCUUAUACCAACUACACCUACGACUUUAAGGGCAUAAUCGACUACAUCUUCUUCUCCAAGACUCACAUGUCUGUAGCCGGCUUGCUGGGUCCCCUGGAAUCUCAGUGGUUAACGGACAACAACAUCACCGGCUGUCCCCACCCCCACAUCCCCUCGGAUCACUUCUCUCUGCUCGCCCAGCUGGAGCUCCACUCGCCCCUCACCACCACCUCCUCCUCCUCCUCCUCCCUCAACGGCCUGCACCUGCCUGUCCACAGGUAGUGGUUGUCCCGACCACUCACCCCUGACCCCUUUGAACCUUGACCUUUGAACCCCUAAUGCCCAGCCUCCUCUGCCGAAAAGGACCUUGUACAUUUUCUUAUCGUGUCCCGAAUCACAAACCAUCCAAGGAACUCCGACGCAGACAACCCAUUCCCCAAAGGAGUGAAGUAUUCUCCCCGUACUGAUCCUUUUUUUAACCUCCAUUUUGCACACAGACUGUAUUUCUGUUUGUUUUGCUUGUUGGUUUUUUUUCGUCCAUUUGAACGGCUUGAUACCAAAUCAUGUUUUGUGUUGUUUUCUGGUCAUAUGCUACUGCUGCUGCCCGCCUCCUUGGAAACUCCCAAGUGUGUGUCAGAAAUAGCACCCUAUUCCCUAUAUAGUGCACUACUUUUGACCAGGACCCAAUGCGAUAUAGGAAAUAGGUUUCCAUUUGGGAGGAAGCCCCAAAUUCAGGUUAUCCUGGUCUGAUGUCAGACCACCUGAUGUGUUUUUGCCUGGGCCCGGUCUGGGUGGGCCCGGUCUGGGUGGGCCCGGUCUGGGUGGCCUGGCUGAGAGUAAGAAAAGCUUUUUGCCAUAAUCUAAUAAAAGUACGAGUACAGCUGCCAUCUGGGUUUCUCUCUGGUUGAGAAAUCCACUCCUCUAGACAAGUUAUGACACCCAGAGUUCUACUGAAUUGCAUUUGCUGAUCAUGUUAAAGUUACCGUCGUUUCAUCAUACCCCCAAACAGGACUUUUUCUUCCUUCUCCAAAAUGACGGUGGUGUUGGACUUUUCACUACUGCUCUAUUUGGAGUUAAGUUUAGUAAGAAGAGUAUUUUUUUUUUUUUUUAUCGAAAUGUGAAAUGUUGUCAUCUCCAGCAUGUGUCGAUGGAAGCCUAUAAGGGUCAAUCAGUGAACAGGAUCCCAGCAUUACUAUUGUAUCUCAAACACAGCUUCAGUAUUAACAUAAUUUGCUCUCAGCUUCUCAUUCUGCUAUGUAAGUUGACACUAUGCAUUGAUUUUCCCUCGCCUGUUUGAGUGGUGUGUGUGUGCGCUCCUGACCCAAAGAAAAUUAUCAGAUUUUUUUUUCUUUUUUUUUCCGGUUGCACCUUUUCAAAAGACCACAAAAUUACAGCAACAAAAUGUCCCAGAAAUUAUCCUUGAAAUUAUUUUAAAAAAACUUCACCAGAAAUGUCACUUACAAGAGUAGGUUUUAAACAGAAAGUCAUCAUCAUAUUUAGUCUUUAGCUUUUAAACUGCAGUGUUUUUUUUUAAUACCUUUUAAAAUCUUAAUUAGCCCAACUUCCCUGAGGCAAAUAGCCCCAAGAGUCCUCCAUCAAUCAAUUUAAAGAUUGAUUGGUUGAUUGAUUGAUAGAAGAAUCUUCCCGAAACCAAUCAGAUUUGCUUGCCAUGUGUUGCCAUAUCUAUUUAUUAACAUGAGAAAGGGUUUGGUUUGUUUCCAAGCCAGAUGCCAUUAUAAUAACAUCAGUGAUCUUAUACCCCAUUGCAGAGCUGAAUAUAUUUCUAAAGGCUUGAGACAACUGCAGGGGGUUUUUAAGGUCUAUGCUAUAGCUAGAUAGCACUAGCUUCUAAACCAUUGUAAAUGUGUUUUGUGUAAGUUAUGUCAGAAAAAUACUUUACGGUUCCAUCCAAAA